AGACCCUCAUCAUCCCAUGUCACUACGAUGCAGCGUAUAGAUAUAAGAAGAAGAUCUUUUAUGGUGAUUAUGGUGAUUAUGGUUAUUAUAGGGAUCAUAGGCGUGUUAUUGUGGACAGUGGACAUUUGUCUCAAUCAGACAGAGUUACAAUGUCAGAUGACCCAGAACAAACUGUCCUCACUGUCACAAUGAGGAAUGUGACGGAGAGUGAUCAAAGCUGGUACGGAUUUAAUAUUGAAGGAAGCUGGCAGUAUGAAUACAAGGAUGUCUACAUAUCAGUCAAAGAUUCUCCAGCACUCUAUGUUCCUAGUCAAGUUGAGACCGGAUAUGUGGAUGGGAGCGUCACUAUAAAUUGCUACCACAGUAACUAUGGAGAGAAGAAAUGGUGUCGGAUUGAUGGCGUCUGUGCCGAUAGGAGUUCUGGAAUAGAUGGAAUGCGUGUGGACAUGAGUACUGAUGCAUAUAACAGCGUGUUUAAGGUGAUUAUGACACGUCUACAACUGAAGCAUACUGGCUGGUACUACUGCUCUGUGGGAGACCUACAGAUGCCUGUGCACAUCACUGUCCAACAGAAGACAACUACCCAGAGAACAAUAACACAGCAGACUGCAAUCAACACAACCACCACCAGGGCAACCAGCACAGUUGAUGAUUUGUCUUCCACAUCAAUCACAAAUGAGACCCAUACUCAAAAUGGGUUCAGCCUGACUCUACCGCUGCGACUGUUGUGGCUGUUGAUGCUGGUGGUCAUCUAUGGAGCACUGACUCUCAUCAUCAGGCGGAAAAAAAGGAGACGUGCUGCAGGCCCUGGUGAAGCUGAUUGUGAGAGGAAGAGUUCAGCGGCUUUGAUGACGACCGACCUGUCGGAUACACGAGUUUCUACUGGGUCGAAGAGACCUGCACGGUUGUUUGCGGCGUUCGUGCAUGGGCCUGUGGAGUGGCCUAUUCAGUCGGAGCUAUCCUGGGCUGACGGUCGCGGAGGACGAGGGAGGCGAGGCUUCAGCGCUCCGUUGGGGCUGGAUACGGAUGCAGCGCUGGAGAGGCACACGGAGGACGAAUCUGCCUUCAUGUCAACAACUGCUGGCAUCAGCAGCAUCUCCUCAGUGAGCAAAGUAUCAGUGGGAAAAGGACAGACCCUCAUCAUCCCAUAUUACUACGGUGCAGCAUAUAGAAAUUAUAACAUAGUAUUUUAUGGUUAUUAUCAUUUACGCAUGACAAAGAGUGAUGCACGCUGGUACCGAUGUGAGAUCAAAGACAACUGGCAGAAUAAAUACAAGGAUGUCGACAUAUCAGUCGAAGAUUCUCCAGCACUCUAUGUUCAUAGUCAAGAUGAGACCGGAUAUGAGGAUGGGAGCGUCACAAUAAAUUGCUACUACAAGACCAAUGGAUGGAAGAAAUGGUGUCGGAUUGAUGGCAUCUGUGCCGAUUGGAGUUAUAGAUAUAUAGAUGGAGAGCGUGUGGACAUGAGUACUGAUGCAGAUAAAGGAGUGUUUACCGUGAUUAUGACACAUCUACAACUGAAGCACACUGGCUGGUACUACUGCUCUGUGGGAGACCUACAGAUGCCUGUGCACAUCACUGUCCAACAGAAGACAACUACCCAGAGAACAAUAACACAGCAGCCUGCAAUCAACACAACCACCACCAGGGCAACCAGCACAGUUGAUGAUUUGUCUUCCACAUCAACCACAAAUGAGACCCAUACUCAAAAUAUUGAUUAUGUUGGUGUGUUCCACAGUGGGUUCAGCCUGACUCUGCUGCUGGGGCUGCUGGGGCUGAUGCUGCUGGUGGUCAUCUGUGGAGCACUGACUCUACUCAGCCUGAAAAAACAUAGACGUGCUGCAGGCCCUGAUGUUGACGCUGUUUUUGAGAGAAAGAGUUCAGCAGCUUUGCAAAAUUCCCAGGAGGACCCUGAUGUCACUUAUAGCAUGAUAACUAUGACAAAAAAUGCAGCUGAUGACACCCACGAUGAUGUCACCUACAGCACUGUAGCUGCACACAGUAGAGGCCUGAGAAAAUCCCUUAGAUACCAAGUUGCAGAUGUCAUCUACAGUGAAGUGGCAACAAAGUGAAGCAGAUGGCAGCAUAUUGAUUCCUCAGGACACAAGGAUUGCUGUAAUAAAAAUUCAAUGAGCUGACUUGUCAUUUUGGAUCUAGCUGAAUCAGAAAAUGAUUGAAAUAAAUCAAAUCGUUGGACAUCC
This is a messenger RNA of Sardina pilchardus (European sardine), 2201 nucleotides long. RefSeq lists its product as uncharacterized. Gene Ontology annotation, molecular function: transmembrane signaling receptor activity. The transcript is spliced from 16 exons. NCBI's taxonomy places the organism in Eukaryota, Metazoa, Chordata, Actinopteri, Clupeiformes, Clupeidae. The record is from RefSeq and is a predicted model, not a curated record. The coding region runs from base 150 to 2072 and encodes 640 amino acids. Gene Ontology annotation, cellular component: plasma membrane.